Molecule: messenger RNA, 2545 nt
Organism: Puntigrus tetrazona (Sumatra barb)
Lineage: Eukaryota; Metazoa; Chordata; Actinopteri; Cypriniformes; Cyprinidae
Product: transmembrane protein 205
Exons: 4
Coding region: 330-896 (188 amino acids)
Source: RefSeq, a predicted model, not a curated record
UUCAUAAAUAAUUGCCAGAAUCAAGAAAACCCGUCUCCACACAGCACGCCCACCAACGUUCAAAACCACGCCCAACGAUAGCGGCGACAUACAAAAACCACGCCCACCAAACCACUCCGACAGCUUUGAAUUGCCGAGUGCGAGUAAACCCCGCCCACCGGUCCAAGAGUUACUGCGGCUGCACGCAGGUUCCGCCUUUACCGUACAUGUAUGGUGUUGCCGCUGGCCGUGACGCGCAACCGGCCACCGACCUUUUACAUAGUCACGGGCGAUCGUCCGCGUAGUGACAGUGAGUGAGGGAGGUAAAAGACGAGAGUGUGCCUGUGACAAUGUCUACAGACAGAGAGCCUCCCGUCACUGCCAAACUCCUUCACCUCGUGUUUCUCUCCACCUUCUGGGGAAUGCAGAUAUGGGUCACCUUCAUAUCAGGCUUUGUAAUGGACAACCAUCUAAACCGACACACGUUUGGCUUCAUCCAGAGCCGGCUCUUCCCGUUUUACCUGCAUAUCGGCUCGGCCUGCGCUUUCUUCAACCUCACAAUCUUUGCCAUGUACCAUCCAAGUAACAUGCUGGAUGAGAAAGAGGCCUUCCAGAUCUUCAUUUUUUUCGUCUGUGUGACUGUGGCGGCAGUGAACGCUCAGUGGUUUGGUCAGAUGACCUCGGAGAUCAUGGCAGACAUGCACCUGAUUGAGCAGGCCUGUGGACUGGGGCAGGACAUCGGACUCUCGUCCAAUCGGGAAGCGUACGCCAAGCUCUGCGAGACAGACCCCAAGUAUAAAAAGCUAAGUGGCCGCCUGUGGCUGUAUCACCUGCUGUCCUCACUUUGUAACCUCUGCUGUAUCGUAUGUAACGGAUACAGCCUAUACUACCUGGCGGAAAACCUCACCACCCUCUGAUGACCUUCUCGCGACGUAGUGGAGUCGAGCUCCCACAAUGCAAUGCAAACCCCUGGUUAACGUCUGUGUGACUCCGGCAGCGACGACCUGCUCUCAGGUACUGGAUUACCUCCUGGCAAAUCUCCUUGUUGUUGUCUUUUUCAGUCUUUGUUGGUUUUAAUUUAGACAUAUGGUGUAUAGAGAAUAUUUUUUUUGUAAAUGUUACAGGCAGUUGCUAAACGAUAUGCGAUGUUACACGUUGCAUGGUUGAGGAAUGAGAAAAAACGAAUACGCGAGAUUAAAUUAGCAAAAACGGGAAGUGGAAGGGACAUUAUUUAAAACUUACCUUGAUGCUCUGGAAAUUGUUACGGCCCAUAUUUAGUGUUUUCUCAGUGAAGGCAACCUCACUUUGUCACAAACAGUCAAAUAAUUAUAUUUCUCCGUAUCAACGGCCGGCCUCACCCUGUUCUCCUGGAUUGGGUGUGAAUGUAUAGACAUGUCCGUGCACCAUCUCUCAUUAUACGUACACCUCCACAUUUUAAUAUGCAAAUUACACUCUCAUCUGGCUGCAGAUUUCGAUUUUCGGAGUCGAGCAUGGUAUUUUUUUAAUGACUCACAGACACGUUUUACGUUUAAUAUUUUAAAUUGCGGCAUUGUGUCAUUCACUGUUAAGACUCGUUUAAAGAUGCGGUCUCUCUAAAUCCGUCAAAGUGACUUCAACACGAACCGGUUCAUGUCCUGUUCGACCGCUUUAGCGUACUGUGCCUUUUGCAGCUGUUAAAGCGCAACAGACCCGACCACCUGGGUGUACGUGACGCGUCGUGUGCUCUGCAGUCAUCUUAUUUGUCGACUAAUGUGCUAGUCAUAUAAAAUGAUGUGUGUGUACUGAGAUAUAAAGCACCAUUGUUAUAAUGGCGACACCUUAUUUUGGAAUGCAGCUUGUUUUUUUUAGUCGCCUUACAUUCUGCUGUCUGUCCGUCAUAUUUGUGUGUAUACAUAUCACUUACAGUACGGUGCCUUGAAUAGAGAUAUCUUUUAGUUUUAAUACCGUAUGACUGUGUCCGGUAAGAUGCUGGUGAGGCUUUGUCCCUGUAAUUAGGGAUUGGCUAUAUUUUAUCAAUGCAAAUGAACCAGCAGCUAGGGAUUUAAUAUAUUUAACUUACAAUACAAUCUAAUAAAGCAUAUGGUCAGUAGGGUGAUUUGUGCUUAAUACCGUUCUAUUGAAGUUCCAUCAGUUUUUAGCUGAAGUUUCAUUCCUGUCUGCAUGCGUAAAUGAAGUAGUAGAUAAAGAAAUGCUGCAUUACCAGAUUUUCUGCCCGAGUAAAAGGUAAUUGCAAUUCAUGCCGCAUCUCUUUAUGUAAAGCUGAAAAGUGUCUUUUUUUUAUAUAUUAAAACUUUACAGUGAAAGUAUAUGUGGAAAAACAAUUGGUUGAACUAUUGUGUGAAUGACUAUCUGUCUGUUUGACCAGCUCUAGAUUAGGGGUGCUUGGGAAAUCUGUUUGGAAAAAAAAAGAGUUAUUUUUGCAAUUCCAUUUGUGAAGAAAUUGCACAGCACCAAUACACAUCACAUUCAAGAAUGAAGAAUACUGUCUGAAUCUGUGAUGACUGUGUAAUGUGUGGAAAUGGGAUGAACGGUUUUUGUUUUUUUAAAAUAAAUUUCUAAAAGUGUG